Messenger RNA from Acanthoscelides obtectus, 1496 nucleotides. Lineage: Eukaryota; Metazoa; Arthropoda; Insecta; Coleoptera; Chrysomelidae. The record is from the annotation of a GenBank genome assembly.
GUAAGCUGUUCCACCGAUCGAAAUGUUUCACAGGAUCGGCAAUGAGGGCAAAUUUGGCAAUCAUGGCAGGCGACGCACGUCCUAAUUCUGGUGCCUAUAAAGUUGAAAAAUAUUGUGUUCAUUGCAGCAAAACGGUAAAAAGUAGUGUCCAGUGCAAGCAUUGUGUGGCGCUCUUCCAUCCUGCGUGCUUGCGACAGGCGGCGGCAGCGAAAAAUCCUUCAUGUGUCCAUGAAAUUGAUGAGUCUGUGGACCUAACCUCAAAAGACGCGGAUCCUGAGAUCUUGCUUUUACGUGUCCUGGUGAGUGAGCUGCAGAGCAAGAAUCGUGUUCUGGAGGAAAAUGCUGUGCUACUUCGAGAGAAAAUUGCUUUUCUUGAAAAUAUUGUUCCAACAACUAAAAUUAACAAUAUGUCAAGCAAUCCGGCUAGCUCUGGCAACCUCGCAUCUUCCGGCUUAGUGACUUGGUUCUACGGCCGCGGACGAGAACUACUAAAUUGUCUAACCAGGCGAUUGGCAGCAAUUCUGGUCAAAUGUCAUCCAUAUCAAGACCUUCCCCAUGGUUCAGCAAAUAGGAAAUACCUGAGACUCUAUUACCAAAACACAAGAGGCUUGAGGACCAAAACUGAGGAAUUCUAUUUGAAUGUACUCCUGGAGGACUAUGAUGUAAUUGCAGUGACAGAAUCCUGGCUGAAUGAUGAAAUUUUUGAUGGUGAACUGGUUGAUGAUAGGUAUGCUGUCCUGAGGAAUGAUCGAGCUACAUCUACUUGGGGAGGUGAUUUCAAAAUACCUGUCCCCAAUAGUAAUAGUUCUGAGAAGGCUCAGGCCCUGCUUGAUUUCUCAACUUUCUACAAUUUACAGCAGUUUAAUGAAAUUUUAAAUAUUAGAAGAAACAGUAAGCUUGAUUUAGUAUUGGCAGACUUCAAUAUUAACGUCCAGAGGGAACAGAGGCCACUUGUACCUGAGGAUCCCUAUCAUCUAUCCCUUCUUAUUAAUUGCCCUUUUGACAAUAGUAUUGUUCAAGAUAGAAUUCAAUCUUGUUUUACAUAUGAAUACAGCAAGGCAAAUUUUUUGCUCUUAUAUGAAAUGAUUAGGAAUAUAGACUGGUCCAGUCUCCAUGACAUAUCUGAUGUUGACACUUGUCUUGAUUCCUUUUAUGAGCAACUAUAUCAUUGCAUAGACCAAUGUGUUCCUAAAAAAGAAAUUAAUCUAUCCAAUAAACCUCGUACUUUCCCAGUAUGGUUUUCGCAUGAUCUUAUUAAAAAAGUUUAUCGGAAAAACCAUCUUCACACUCUCAUCAAGGGUGGGAAGGCCUGUGGGGACCAAAUGAUUGAGUAUGGUGAGAUUCGUAGCAGAAUAAAACAUCAAACUAAAUUUGAAUAUUCCCAGCACAAGUCUAACAUUGAGCGUAACCUCAAUGAGGAUCCUCAGUGUUUCUGGAACUUCUUUAAGUCCAAACAGGCUUCAGGUAUACCUAAGGUAAUGCAGUUUAACGGUUAA